Molecule: messenger RNA, 2775 nt
Organism: Colletotrichum godetiae
Lineage: Eukaryota; Fungi; Ascomycota; Sordariomycetes; Glomerellales; Glomerellaceae
Product: SNF2 family N-terminal domain-containing protein
Exons: 10
Coding region: 1-2775 (924 amino acids)
Biological process (GO): DNA repair
Cellular component (GO): nucleus
Molecular function (GO): ATP-dependent chromatin remodeler activity; ATP binding
Source: RefSeq, a predicted model, not a curated record
AUGGAUUCCGCCUCAAUUGCAGACCUGGACAGCAACGCUUCCUUCGACUUGCAUGGUGGUGUCAUGGCCACUCACCAUCACUCUUCGGAGUACGACAAUGAGUCUUUGACUGAAGAGGAGGACUCAGACGAUGAAUUCGAGCCCUCUGAAUUCGUUACGCUAGAGAAGGCAAUUACGAACAAGCCGAAGAGAAAGAUGAUCGCCAGGAGCAGAAACUCUCGACAAUAUGUUGAGAGAAUAGUCAACCGCAAACUCACAGAAAAAUUGAAAGUUGAGAUUCGGAAGGAACUCUCGAAGAAGAGGACCUACAAUGACGAGGACCUCGAUGUUGUGCCUCCUAAGGCGAAGAAGCCAAGACGAACGCGGGAGAUAAAUGCGCCAGAAUCAUCCACCGACCCUUUUCCCGUCAGUCAAAUGACAAGAGUCUCAAAUGCACAGAGGCAGAAAGACAUCUCUCUAAAGAGAAACGCCGGAACGAAUAACCGUCGUAGCGGUACCCAGAGCGAGGAUCUUGGAGAAGCCAUUAAAAUCUUCGGCUACGGAAGCGUAGAGUGCUUCCAAGAUGGCAAGAGCAGGCGUUACCGCCUGAAGGGCAUGGCUCAAACCACGAAGCUUUUUGAAUGGCAGCUCAGCCCUGUCGCGUGGAUAGUGAAGAGGGAAAACGGUCUGGCGCCACCCUAUGGAGGCGUCCUUGCUGACACUAUGGGCAUGGGGAAGACGCUCAUGUCCCUUGCCUGUGUCGUGGGUAAUCCGCCUCCCGAGGCAGAUUCCCAGGGAUUCUCUGGGGCGACGCUAGUCGUCGUUCCCAAGGAUUCUGUUGCCCGUCAAUGGCAUGAACAGAUCUUGCAGCAUGUCAAUUGCAUCAGACCCGAAGAAGUCUAUUAUUACAAGAAACGUCAUCACGCAGCCUCCGGCGGAGACAUAUCGCGUUACAAGAUCGUCAUAACCACAUAUCAGGAACUGCUCAACUAUCCUUCCGAGGACGCGAUGAAGAAGUUGAAGGAAGAGUUCCAGGGUGAAGAGUUUGACAAAGCCUUCAAAGCUGCAGCUGGUGAGGUCUUCUCCGUGAAGUGGUUUAGAAUCAUAUUCGACGAAGCCCAUGAGAUGAAGAACAUCGCCACCAAGACCUUCAAAGCCUGCUACGCGCUAACGAUGAGACACGUUUGGCUCAUCAGUGGCACGCCCCUGAUCAACGGAGGAGUCGAAACAUUUCCCUAUGUCAAGGUCCUACGCGUUGAAGGCAUGGACGAGCUCAAGGCAUUCAAGAAGGCCUUCCUGAAUGGAGGAUCCUCCGUUGCACUGGAUGCCCUGAUCAAUACUUGCACUUACCGGAGGACGAUUAACGACGAGUUCCUAGGGGAGAGAAUCAUGAAAGAUCUGAUGCCAUUUGAGUCGGAGGUGAGGUGGGUGAAGCUUUCCGAGCAGGAGAGAUUUCUCUAUGAUGAAAUGACCCUAGCCUACAACGAGUCAGAUGCAGCAGCAUCAGUGAUGUAUUAUUUGUCUCGCCAAAGACAGCUGAUUUCUCAUCCUUACGGGAUUGAGAUAGCUUUUCAGACCGACUUCGGCGAAGAAAAGCUCGCUCACAUAAGCAAUGGCCUGAAGACAAUCGAGCUAGACGCCCCAACGAAAGAGCACUUGUCACUGUCAUCCCUCCUUGAAUAUACCCGAUCCGGAAUUCUCAUGAAUGACAGGGAAUGCGGCAUCUGUGGUACGGAGAGCAUGAAGGAGGUCUGGAUCAUCGAUAAGUGCGACCAUACGUUUUGCUCCGAUUGCAUCACCAAGACAUGGCGUUUCCGCGCUCAAGCCGACAUCUGUCAGCACAAGGAUUGCAACCUUCCUUACGACAGAGAGACCGAUGUACGGAGAGUCUUGACUCUCUCUACCAUGGAGUCAGAGUGUGAUCGCCUAGAUGAAGAGGAGGCCGCCGCCCGUGCAGAGCCCUCAGACCAGACUCUGUCUGGCAAGUCAGCGAAGAAGAAGAAGAAGAAGAAGAAGAAGAUCGUGGCCAAAUCAGCGCAGUCCACCAGGGAUAAGCAGAAGAAGUUGUUCUUGAGCAAAAAAUACGGCAGCGAUUGUAAUGGGGUCACACCUACGUUGGACAAAGGUGAUCUCGCCUUCAUAAAGCUGGCCAUGCGCGCAAAUGGCGGCUCUCUGCCUUUGAGUUCCAAGCUCACUGUGGCACGAGACCUCAUCUUGGAGUAUCAGAAUGAAAGGAUCCAAGUUGGAGACGACUUACAGAGCCCGAAGAUCAUUGUCUUCCACGAGUUUACGAAGACUGCGUUAGCGGUGGGAAUCACCCUCAACGCCCUCGGCAUCCCAUUCGUCUACCUCAAUGGCAAGGUGACCUCCGCACAGAAGAACAAGGCUAUCGCGGCCUUUCAGGAAAACAAGGACGUCAAAGUCAUGAUCUCAUCUUACAGGACUGGCGGACAGGCGCUCAAUCUGACAUGUGCGAGCAAGAUCAUACGCAUAGACGCCUGGUGGAACGAGUCGGUCGAAAAGCAGGCCGAUGCCCGGGUCCACCGCGUUGGCCAGACGCAGGUCACUUCCUCAGUGGUCAUCAAGGCUGAGAACACGGUAGACAACUAUAUUGUCCGACUUCAAGCCGAGAAGUCAAAGGAAAUCGCGCACAUCCUCCAAGAUGACGCGCAUGGAACUCAACUUUACAGUGAGCUGGAAUUGAUCAAGUUGACCGCGCCGCACAAGUACAAGGAGCUGGUCCGCACGGGACUGGCCGUUAUUAGGAAGGAAGAUGAGGAAGCGGAGAGGCUCUAA